Apus apus (common swift) is the source of this 1874-nucleotide messenger RNA. It is a transcript of the gene TOMM34, whose product is annotated as translocase of outer mitochondrial membrane 34. NCBI's taxonomy places the organism in Eukaryota, Metazoa, Chordata, Aves, Apodiformes, Apodidae. Gene Ontology annotation, molecular function: heat shock protein binding. Gene Ontology annotation, cellular component: mitochondrion; cytosol. The record is from RefSeq and is a predicted model, not a curated record. Bases 44 to 943 code for a protein of 299 amino acids. The transcript is spliced from 7 exons.
CCGGUGGGGGCGGGGCCGGUCCCGGCGCUGCCCGGUUGCAGCCAUGGCCGCUUCCCCCAGCGCCCUGCGCCGGGCCGGUAACGAGGAGUUCCGCCGCGGGCAGUACGGCCCGGCCGCCGCGCUCUACACCCGUGCCCUGGCGCUGCUGGAGGCCGCAGGAGACGCGGCCGCCCCGGAGCGCAGCGUGCUGCUGGCCAACCGUGCCGCCUGCCGCCUGAAGGAGGGAGCCUGCAGCCUCUGCGUCGCCGACUGCACCGGCGCUCUCGCCCUGGUCCCGUUCGCCCUCAAGCCCCUCCUGAGACGGGCCGCGGCCUACGAGGCCCUGGAGAGGUACCAGCUGGCCUACGUGGACUACAAGACGGCGCUGCAGGUGGACUGCUCGGUACCGGCGGCACACGACGGCGUCAACAGGAUGACUAAAGCCCUGCUGGAGCAGGAUGGCGUCAACUGGCGCCAGAAGCUCCCACCAAUCCCCACAGUCCCCAUUUCUGCCCAGACGAGGUGGAGCAUUCCCUCUGCUGCAUCCCCCGGGGCUGACACUCCUCCUGCAGCUGCACCAAGGGGAGCACCAGACCAGACUGCUGCUGGCACAGACAGAGCUCGAACUCUGAAGGAAGAAGGAAAUGAACUUGUAAAGAAAGGAAACCAUAAAAAAGCCAUUCAGAAAUACACUGAGAGUUUAAAGCUCAACCAGGAAUGUGCAGCUUACACCAACAGAGCACUCUGCUACCUGACCCUGAAGCAGUACAGGGAAGCAGUACAGGACUGCACGGAAGCUCUGGGGUUAGAUCCUAAAAAUGUUAAAGCACUCUACAGACGUGCUCAAGCACUCAAAGAACUGAAGGAUUACAAAUCAAGCAUUGCUGAUAUCGAGAGCUUGUUGAAAAUUGAACCAAAGAACACAGCUGCACUGAGAUUACUGCAGGAACUGAACAGAGCCUAGGGUAACCAAGCAAUAGGGAGAGGUUUGGUUCCCCCUGCAGAAGAAAGGUUUUUCCCUUCUGAUGUUGUUUCAGGGACCAAUCUUGAUGCAGGAUUGGCAUUGAAAUCAACCUUCCACUGCUACUAAGGUGUAACAGGUGGUUCUGUGCUAGCACAGUGAAUGUUAAGACACACAGUCUGUACCAAACUAUUAUCUGGCUCUUAAGAUCAUUCACAGUUUCAAUGCCCCUCCCUGAGAGAUGUAUCAGUCAACUUGCCUGUAACUGUUGGCCUCAGGGACCCUUAUGUUGGCUAAGAUGCAUGUGAAGUGGCUGUUCUCUUUCUGAGGAGCUACAAACAGGGUUUUUUUUUUUUGAUCUUAUUCAGGUGACAGUUUUGCUGCAUUUGUGCUGCUAUUACUUGCUAAGGUUGCUGCAGGAGCUGCUGCAGUUGCCCUGGCACCACCUACCAUCCUUGUGACAGAGACACAGCUGCUUGCACAGGGCCAGGCUUGUUACCUCUCCCACUUGAUGCAUGCUGGCCCUCAGCUGAGUUUCUGCUGCUUAGUGUAGCUGGGCAGAUGUUUGCAGCAGCAGCUUUCUUUUGGCUUUAAUUAUUCUGCACUUUUAAGAAAACAGCAGCAAGUUAAGCCUGCCUUGUCACACUGUGCCCUCCUUCUUUGAGAUUCUGGGUGCUUGGGAAUUUUACAGUUGGUUUUUGUGUUGUUUUUUUUAAAAGCCACUUUAGCUCCUCUGUGCCUUUUGGAGCAGUUGCAACAGGGUGUUACAGGGAGGAAGAUCUGCAGUCUGGCUUUCUACUUCAAUGCAUGUUUAUACUUUUUGAUCUCCUCCUUAUCUGGUAUUGAUGGCACUGACUUGAAAUGGUAAAGAGACAGUUGGACUUAUUCUGUGAACCAUUAAAACCAGUUCUCAUUAAAGCCAUGUUUAUUUUCA